AUGCCCUCGGCCGGUUCUUCCCAUGCUGGAAGAGGCUCCCAAAUAUCUGCUGAUUGGCAUACCACAAAAGCCACAUCCUGCAAUAAUGAUGAUGAUGAUAGCAUAGGUAAUAACUAUGAUGCAGUUGUUACUCAGCCUCAUGCAUCUUCAGAGUCUCCUGGGGAUUGGCAGUGUGCUAAGAAUAGUCCCAGCGCCAGCAUUCCAGAACAAUCUGCUGACCCAAGAAACUUCAGGGAGGUGAAAGAUAGGGCCUCUAACCUCUCUGUUAAUGUUAAAAAAAGAAAAUUUGUAACUUUCUGUGAAGCAGAGUGGCCAGCCCUCGGGGUUGGAUGGCCCCGGGAAGGCACUCUUGACCUAACCAUUAUCCAGAAGGUAAAGAGUAUUGUCUUCGAUAAGGGCCCUCGGGGCCAACCGGAUCAAAUUCCCUAUAUAAUUGUGUGGCAAGAACUGGUUCAGAACCCCGCCCCCACCCUUUGGCUACAGAAAUUUCUUCCUUCCACUAAUACGCAGGUCUUUCUUGUCCAGAAGAAAAAAGCGGGGCCAGACCCAGAGCCGGUCCAUCAGGCCCCCUCUAAGGACCCCGAGCCAGUUAUUUCCGACUCUAACCACCCUCUUGAUUUCCUUGAUUCAGGUUGGGACCAGACAACUCCCCUUCCCCCACCUUAUAACCCCAAGGCUUUGUCUGCAGCUGCAUCGGCGUCAAAGCGUCCUGAAGAAGGGCCAGCCUUCGGAACGCAGCAAUGCACUGCUAGGUCCCCCGAUCCAGGACCUGUAGUGACCCUACUCAUCCGAGCCGUGGGCCCUCCCCGGGAGGAUGGGGAGCCAACCUAUCAGUACUGGCCGUUUUCCACCAGCGACCUCUAUAAUUGGAAGGACCAGAAUUCUAAUUUCUCUGACAAUCCUAGGGACUUAAUAAAUUUGUUAGGUUCCGUCUUGUUCACUCAUCAGCCGACUUGGGAUGAUUGUCAGCAGCUGCUAAAAGUCCUUUUUACAAUGGAGGAGCGGGAUAGAAUUCAAGGAGAAGCCCGCAAAUCAGUGCCAGGAGAGGAUGGCCGCCCCACUACCAACUCUGGAGCAAUAGACAGAGCAUUUCCACUGGAGCGGCCGGAUUGGGAUUACAACGAGGCUGAAGGUAGGGAGCGUCUCUGGGUCUACCUCCAGACUCUCAUGGCUGGUCUCCGAGCAGCGGCACACAAGCCGACUAACCUGGCAAAGGUAGGUGAUGUCAGACAAGGGCCGGAGGAGAGUCCGGCUGCCUAUUUAGAGAGAAUUAUGGAAGCUUUUAGGAUAUAUACUCCCAUGGAUCCUACCUCUGAGGAGAGUAAAGCUGCAGUAAUGAUGGCUUUUGUGAAUCAGGCAGCCCCAGACAUUAGAAAGAAGGUGCAGAAAAUAGACAGGUUGAGUGAGAAAACAUUGCAAGUAAUUGAAGUAGCUGAAAAGGUUUUCAACAACAGGGAAACUCCGGAAGAACAGCGCGAAAGAGUUAGAAGGGAAGACAGAAAGUUCCAAGCCGAGGAAACCAAGAAGGCUAGUCGAGAAAUGGCCCGUAUUCUGCUAGCAGCCACGGAGAGUGAAAGGCAGAGAAGGGAGGUCAGGAGAAGGGAACAAGGACGCCCCCGCAGGGAGAGACUAGAUAGCGAUCAGUGUGCAUAUUGCAAGAAGGGACAUUGGGCCAGGGAAUGUGAGGAAAAGAGAAAGGCCUCUUUUGAAAGAAAGUAUGACAGGGUCCCAAGGGGGGGAGAUAGGGAGGCUAAGCAGGUAUUGUUAGUUGGGCAGGAGGACAGUGAAUAGAGAGGUCAGGGUUCGGUUCCCCUCCCCGAACCCAGGGUAACCUUACUUUGAGAGGGGAAACCAGUAGACUUCCUUGUGGAUACUGGAGCAGAGCGCUCUGUUAUUACACAUCCUACUGGCAAAUUAGCCGCUAAAACCAGCUGGGUGCAAGGUGCAACUGGAACAAAACCCUAUCGAUGGACGACCCAGCCUAAGUUGGACCUGGGGACAGGCCAGGUAAGCCAUGCGUUCAUGGUGAUUCCUGAAUGCCCAACCCCUUUGCUAGGAAGAGACAUCUUAACCAAGUUAAAAGCUCAAAUCCAUUUUGAGGAAAAACAAGUAAUUGUCACAGAUGGCCAUGGGUGACCCAUUGGGAGAGACCCAAAGAAAUUUCCACUAAACUCCCCCCACCCCCACUCCGUUCAAGUACUUACCCUGCAGCGGGCCGAUGAGUACAGACUGUUUGAGCAUGUAAAAUAUAGUGAGAACAAGGAGCUGCAGUGGUGGCUUGAAGAAUUCCCAGAGGCCUGGGCAGAGACGGGCGGAACUGGAUGGGUCAAACACAGGCCACCUGUAUUCAUUGAACUAAAACCAGGGGCCGAGCCAAUCCGUGUCCGUCAGUACUCCAUGCCUCUUCAGGCACGAGAAGGAAUCCGGCCCCACAUUCGCCGACUUUUUAAAGAAAGAAUUUUGCGAAAGUGCCAGUCGGCCUGGAAUACCCCCUUAUUGCCGCUCAGAAAAGCGGGCACUGGGGACUACAGGCCGGUCCAAGACUUACGGGAAGUUAACAGCCGUGUGUUAGACAUCCACUCUACAGUACCUAACCCCUACACCUUAUUAAGCUCCUUGCCUCCCUCUCAAAACUGGUACACCGUGUUGGACCUGAAGGAUGCUUUUUUCAGCAUACCGGUGGCUCCGCACAGCCAGGAGCUUUUCGCUUUCGAGUGGCAGGACGAUGAGCUGGGAAUCCAGGGCCAGGUGACCUGGACGUGCUUGGCUCAGGGUUUUAAAAAUUCACCUAUAAUCUUCAACGAGGCCCUCCACGAAGAUCUGAGUGAGUACCGGUCCAGCCACCCCCAUAUCACCUUGUUGCAAUAUGUAGAUGAUUUGUUGGAUGCAGCCCCUUCCCCACUGACUUGCACAGAAGGGACAAAGGACUUGCUAAGAACCCUGGGAAAGCUGGGGUAUCUUGUAAGUGCGAAAAAGGCCCAACUCUGCAGGGAAGAAGUCACAUAUCUAGGAUAUAAACUGAGGGGGGGGCAAAGGUGGCUAACCGAGGCCAUGAAAGAAACUGUGUUAAAUAUACUCCCUCCUACUUCAAGCCGGCAAAUCCGAGAAUUCUUGGGGUCGGUAGGAUAUUGCCGCUUGUGGAUCCCCGGCUUUGCAGAAGAGGCCAGACUUCUAUAUGAAGGAUGUAAAGGUGGUCAGGAUUUCAUAUGGACUGAAGCCAUGCAAAAAGCAUUCCAGGCGCUAAAAGCCGCGAUGCUGAAGGCUCCUGCCUUAGCCCUCCGCGACCCGGAAAAAGAAUUUCAGCUUUUUGUAGAUGAAAAGCAAGGGGUGGCGAAAGGGGUGCUCACCCAAAGACUGGGACCGUGGAAAAGACCGGUAGAAUACUUAUCAAAGAAACUCGAUCCUGUAGCCGCGGGAUGGCCGGCAUGUCUCCGUAUUAUAGCGGCUACAGCAUUACUAGUGAAAGAUGCGGAUAAGCUGUCGCUGGGGCAGCCCCUAGGAGAAGUCACUACUCCCCAUGCGGUUGAGGGGCUCCUAAGACAGACCCCAGGACGAUGGAUCACAAACACGAGACUAGCCCAUUAUCAAGGACUGUUGCUAAAUGCCCCCCGAAUAAUUUUUAAGCCACCUACGGCUAUAAACCCAGCAACGCUCCUGCCAGACCCAGUGCCCCGGCAGCCAGAGCAUGACUGCCAGGAGAUCCUGGCCGACUUCCAAAUGGUACGAAAAGACCUCAAGGACCGGCCUCUCUCAAAUAGUGACCUGGUCUGGUUUACAGAUGGAAGUAGUUUCGUAAAGGAGGGGCAACGCCAUGCGGGAGCUGCAAUCGUAGAUGCACAGGGCUCCGUAAUCUGGGCGUCUCAGCUCCCUCCCAGUACCUCAGCCCCAAAAGCGGAAAUAGUAGCAGUGACAGAGGCUCUCCGGCGUGCAGAGGGGAAAAGGCUCACGUUGUUUACGGACAGCCGGUACUCGUACGGAACAUUGAAUAUUACGGGAGUGCUGUACCGGGAGAGAGGAUUUGUCACAGCGGAGGGAAAAGAGAUAAAAAAUAAGCCAGAAAUUUUGCAAUUGCUGGACGCCAUCAUGUUACCAAAGGCGGUAGCGGUAGUACACAUUCCUGCCACCAGAGGGGGAAACUCCCUGGAGGCCUGAGGAAACCGGGCAGCAGAUCUAGAAGCGCGGCGGGCGGCCGAAGGACCUGAGCAGGCGGCGGAGGGAGCUGAGCGUCCGGAGGUCUUACAUUUGGGCCUGCAGCCCCCACGGAAUGGGAAAAACAAAAAUUACUUGAUAGUGCCUGAAGCUCUGGGAAAUCACUUGUUAAAACAACUACUCCAGACCAUGCACCUGGAGAAGGUGAAAAUGUUACAGCUGCUGGACAAAGCUCUUCUUAAGUUCUGGCUACAAAGCAAAGCAGCAGAAAGAGUUGCAGAAGCAUGUCACGCCUGCCAGGUUAUGAAACCAGGAAAAAUCCAGGGAACUCACACAGGUACCCGGGAUCGGGGAAGGAAACCAGGAUUGUUUUGGGAAAUAGAUUUUACUGAAGUAAAGCCAGGAAAGUAUGGGUAUAAAUACUUGCUAGUAAUGGUAGAUACCUUCUCAGGGUGGGUGGAGGCGUUUCCAACAAAAAGGGAAACUGCAGUGGUAGUGGCAAAGAAACUCCUAGAAGAAGUUGUCCCUAGGUAUGGAUUACCGGAAAGCAUAGGAUCCGACAAUGGUCCAGCUUUCUUAAGCAACAUUAGCCAGAGCAUUGCCAGAGCACUGGGGACUGAUUGGAAAUUGCAUUGUGCUUACAACCCCCAGAGCUCUGGGCAGGUAGAAAGAAUGAACAGAACGUUGAAGGAAACCUUAACCAAAUUGUGCCUAGAGACUGGCGGGGACUGGGUGACCCUCCUUCCCUUCGCCCUGUUCUGAGCCCGGAACACGCCUUAUCACCUGGGUUUGACCCCCUUCGAAAUUAUGUAUGGGUCCCCUCCGCCAGUAAUACCAAGCACACAUCCGCUGCCGGAGGGAGGCUCAGGGGAAGUGUUACAGGCUGUUCAAGCCCUGCGUUGGGUGCAGAACCAGAUAUGGCCCGCUCUUCAGGCCUUCUAUAAAAAUGAACGGGAAGGCCACCAGGGGGUCCCCUCUCACCAGCACGAGCCCGGAGACUGGGUCUGGGUCAAGCGACAUAAUAGUAAGUCCUUAGAACCUAGGUGGAAGGGCCCCUUUCAAGUAAUCCUUGUUACCCCCACUGCCCUUAAGGUCGACGGAGUAGCAACCUGGAUUCACCACUCUCAAAUACCGCCCGCCAGCAGGAGCGAGAGAGAGCUUCACCAGAAUCAGUGGAAAGCGGAGGCUCAUCCAGAAAACCCCCUAAAAGUAAAGCUCACCCACAUAAGGCCUAGAACCGACCAGUAG
Molecule: messenger RNA, 5397 nt
Organism: Echinops telfairi (small Madagascar hedgehog)
Lineage: Eukaryota; Metazoa; Chordata; Mammalia; Afrosoricida; Tenrecidae
Biological process (GO): proteolysis; virion assembly; DNA integration
Molecular function (GO): RNA-DNA hybrid ribonuclease activity; aspartic-type endopeptidase activity; nucleic acid binding
Source: RefSeq, a predicted model, not a curated record